GGUUUGCGCCAGGGGUGGUGGGGGUUAUUGGAGGCGCGCGGGGACGUGAGAGCGCGAGAGAGAGGAGGAAGAAGAGAAAAAAAAAAAAAAACCUCAACCAUCAUCGACGCGCUGGUGCUGCGGGGUCACGAACUAUGACCUUUAACAGGAGAAAAUCAAAACAAACAUUUUAUAAAAAAGCCGAGCGCUCUAAAUCCGUGACCAGCGUUUAUCGGAGGUAAGUCUGAGUGUCGGGUUGAAAACCGUUCAAAGCUCUGCUCAUGACACCGGACGAUAAAACAGUGCUGCUAAUCUCGGAGCUAGCUGGUUAGCCUGUCGAUGCGGAGCUUCCCUCUAAGCCCGACUCGACUUUCAGGGACCCGGGGAGGGGAAAGGCUGUGCAGACAGACAGUUAGAUGAAGUGUCAACAUGCGGCUGCUCUCGGUUUGAACCCAGCCUUGUUUGUUAUUAUGACCAAACGAACUGAGUAAAGCUUGCAGCAGUCCUUGUUGCUGUUUCCCUGUAUUCAGCUCGCUUGAACAGCUGAUAUGGGAAAGCUCCCAUUUAAGUGGCUGCAGAUGAACUCGACCCUUUUACCUUUGCCAUCUCGGUGACAGCAGUGGGAUGAAUUGAUUAUGACAGUUAAAAGCUGCGUUUUUAUAUUUCACCUACUUUCUAAAUACAAAUAACUACAUACAGUAAUGUGUAGGUUAUGAUCGCUUUAAUAUUCAUUUAGCAUAAGGAUUUGUCUCUGGUGUUACUGGCCUACUGCCAGGUUCUCCAUUUUGUUCUGUGUUGUGAUGCAUUCAAGACUUUGGAUGUGAUGACAGACAUGCUGUUUGACCAAUCAUUAAAUAAUGUGCAGCAGCAUACUCCUCCCUUUGGUCAGUGUGCAGUCUCUGCAGGCUCAUGCAUCAGUUCAUACUUGCUCUGUCAACUUGUAUUCUCAUUGUAAUUGUAAAAAAACAAAAACAAAGUGCAAGAUGGUAGUUGUUGCAGCAGUGAUUUUGCAUAGGGGAGAGUGGGGUAAGAUGAGACAGUUUUCAUAUUUCAGAUCACUACAUCAAGGCAAUUAUAGUUUUGUCUCUCACUAGUGUAUCUGCAUAUCAAGAUGUUGUGCAUCCCUGCAAACCAACAGAAUGAGUUUAAACAUAACUGUCUUGAUAAUAUAGGAUGCCAAAAAAAGUGGUCUCGGUUGAAGUUGACCAAAGGAGCAAAGUAAGUUAAGUAUCCUUACUACCUCCCACUCUCCACCCCAGCCCUCCCUCACCUUCUCUUUCCCUAAAUAACAGUCACUUCUUCACAUAUAUAUAAUACAUAUAACUGUUAAAAAGCUGCUUUGUAUAAAGUCAUAAUAUGAGAAUGUCUUUAAGUGAUUCAGAACAUUUCACAGCUGUAUUUUUUUUACCCCAGAACUACUAUGAUGACUUAAAUUGAGCCAAAGGGUGUUUAGCCACCCCCUGUUGCUUGGAAAUGGUAAAAGAAAUUGAUCAUGUGACCAAAUAUUUAGGAGAUGGGCAUCAAUUCAUGGAGUCUGUGAAGGUUAGAAGCAUAUGGGUGAAGGGGUUAGAUUUAAAAAAAAAAAACAUUUUUCACUCUUGAAAAGUGAAUUUAGUUUUAUUAGAAUUGUGUUCAGGUCAAAAAAGAUUGAAAAGGUCAAAAAUAUAGCAUAGAAGUCCACCAUUUUGGUUUAGAGGACUAAUAAAGCCAUAAUAGUAGUUCUGGGGUAAGUUAAGCCAGUGAUUCAAGUGAGAAAGUAAAGGAGUCUGAUGAGAGGAUCAGAGUUUCAGUUCAGAUUGUUGAAAUGUUUUACUUUUUCUUUUCAAAAAUACAGCUGUGAAUGUUCUGAAUCACUUUAAGGCAUUCUCAUGUUAAAAUUGCUUUUUAAAAAACAGCUUUUUAACAGUUAUAUGCAAAUAAUUAUUGUACCAGUUGAAUAGUGUAUAAUAGAUAAAAAUACACAUGAAUGUGAAGAAGUGACUGUUAUUUAGGGAGAGAGAAGAUGAGGGAGGGUUGGGGUGGAGAGUGGGGGGUAGUAGGGAUACGGCUCAAAUUACCCCACUCCUAUGGUCAACUUACCCCAUACACGGGGUAAGUUGACCAUAGGAGACCACUUUUUUUGGCAUACUAUAUCAUCAAGACAGUUCUGUUUACACUCAUUCUGUUGGUUUGCAGGGAUGCACAACAUCCUGAAAUAUAUGCAGAUAUACUAGUUAGAGACAAAACUAUGAUUGCCUUGAUGUAGUGAUCUGAAAUAUGAAAAAUGGCUCCUCUUACCCCACUCCCCCCUUUUAAUAACAGGGCAAGAAAUCUAGAGUUACUCAAAUAUCGCACAGUUUCGAUUUAUUUUUAUUUUUUUGCUGCAUCCUCUAGUAUCCCAGUGUGAUAAAUUUCUGUGGCAUCUGUUUUAACAGACCUCACUAAUGACCUUGCAUCAUCAUGACGACCAACCUGAAUCUGCCCUCUCAGCAGAAAGUGGACCCUGAGCAUGAGGCAGAAGUGAGUGUGCAAAGAAAGACUCCCACAGUGCUCUGCUUUCUGCCAGUCUUAUGCCUUCUAUUAAACCCCUAUGAAAAAUUACAAACACUGUCCCUGCAGUUUUCUCUGGCUGUGUGGUCAAGCACAUACUACCUUGUUGUGUUUCUGUUUGUGUCAGUGGGGAAAACAUUUCUUUGCUUCCCACUGAUGCAUUAAUCAUAAUCUAAACAUGUUUCAGCUUGUGAAAUGUGUUCGUAAUUAUAGGGGCCAUGCUCUCCUUCAGACUCAAUGAUGGGUGAGUCACCACAGCGCUUUCAGGUCAUCUCCACUGAGCCUACUUCAACACCACAGCGAAUACAGGUAGCCACUCUGAGUGUCUGCUGUUUUUAGAGGCUGUGACAUUAUCGUCUGCUAAUGGUAGUUGAAUAAAUUGACUUUACAACAUAUAACUUGUCUCUUCAUUCUGUUUUUAAGCUUUAGCCAUGUCAGUGCGUGUUCAUUUACACCUCUCGCCUUGUCCUUUCCUCCUCCUUCCAUCUCUCACAUCCCCAGAUUGUAACCGACCAGCAGACAGGUCAGAAGAUCCAGAUAGUGACAGCGAUCAAACCGUCUAGUGCUCCUAAACAACAGUUCAUUCUGACCACAGCCGACAGCUCAGGAGCAGGCAAGGUUAUCCUGGCCUCACCAGACAGCCACAAUGCUAAGCAGCUCAUCUUCACUGCUGCCGACAGCCUGAUGCCAGGAAGGAUACAGGUACAGUUCACACAUUAUGUGACCCUCUCUGAGGGACAGUUAGGGCAAUGUCUUUUGGCACCGCAUCAAUGUGAACCUAAAGUUUGAUUCUGACUUUGGUGUUUCAGAUUGUCACAGAUCCAGUGUCGAUGGAGCGGUUAUUAGGACAGGCAGGGGAUGUGGGCCGAGCACAGCCGGUGGAGUACUGUGUGGUGUGUGGGGAUAAGGCUUCAGGUACCAGCUUAUGUUUAUCAGGGAUUUACUGUUGUCAUUUUUCCUUCCAGAUACCCAUCUGGUAUCAGUGCUACUCCAAAAACAAUAUUAUUUAUUAGCAGUUUAAAAAGGCAGUAUAAUAAUCCUGCUGUGUUGUGAUAUGACUGCUAUCUUUGUUGUGUGGAUAGACUCAGUACAUAAAGGAAUCUUCACCUGUGUUUGAGACUUUUUGGCACUGGUAUCUGUCGUAGAAUAACUUUUAAGUUUUUGUAACCUGAUGAUAUUUGAAUUUCUGUCUUUUAUGACCGGUGUUAAGUAAUAUUAAUAAAAAACAGUAAGGCUAUUUCUCUCCGUGCUCAGGUCGUCACUAUGGAGCAGUCAGCUGUGAGGGCUGUAAGGGAUUCUUUAAGCGGAGUGUGAGGAAGAACCUGAUGUACAGCUGCCGCAGUAAACAAGACUGUGUCAUCAACAAACACCAUCGCAAUCGAUGCCAAUUCUGCCGGCUGAGGAAAUGCCUCAAGAUGGGAAUGAAGACUGAGUGUAAGUUUGUCUGCAAGUCUUGGGAAAAGACUCAAGUGUCUACAUUUUAAAACCAUUUACCUGCAACAGUUUUAUAGAGUCGUCUCCCUUACGUUUUAUUUUCAGCUGUCCAGAGUGAGAGAAAGCCCAUUGAUGUGUUGCCCAGAGAGAAACAUGCCAACUGCGCCGCCUCCACCCAAAAGAUUUACAUCCGCAAGGAUCUAAACAGUCCACUCAUAGCCACGCCCACCUUUAUUUCAGACACAGAGACUGAUGGCUCCAGGUCAGUAAGAUUUAGAUUUAUAGACUAACCUGAUGUUUGGGCUCUGUGUGGUACUCUAUCUCUUAUUUGUUUUCUUUAACGUUUCUUUUUAUGAUGCUCUUACGCUCUGUGUCAUGCAGAUCAAGCCUGUUGGACCAAGGGAUGCUGGUUAAUAUCCAGCAGCCGAUCAUCCAGAGUGAUGGAACUCUGUUGCUUGCUGCUGACUCAAAGGUAUAUUGACACUUCCAAUAAAAGUCUUCUCAAAUUAGACACUUGUAUCCUGGAUGUUGACAUAAAGAAAGAAAGAUAUAAAAAAGAUAUAUGGCCCUUCAGAUGGCUGUAAAAUACUGAACACACAGUAAAAUGAGGGGUAAUGAUGCAAUAGUUUGGCUUAAGACUGAAAUAACAUUUCUGAACAGGCAGAAUUUCCCUGGUCUCUGAGGAGGUCUCUCACCCCAACAGCCAUCAACAUCUAUGUAAACAUACAAGAUUAAAAUAUUCCAUACGCUGAAAGCCACACAUUCUGUAGGAAUUCUUAAUUUGUCUUUCUCUUUUUUUCCCAGAUGGACUCUGGACAGGGGGACUUGGGGACUUUAGCCAAUGUGGUGACAUCCUUGGCAAGCCUGAGUGACUCACUGAAAGAGAAUCUGAACAAUGGUGAUACCUCUGAUAGCCAACAGGAGGAGCAGUCUGCCAGCGAGAUAACACGGUCAGUCAGCAGGGUUCAGAGAGGAUAAGAGUUAAUGUGAAUCGUUUCUGUUUCAAUUCUUAUCAGUGUUUGACAAUUCACAAUACCAUGUGGUUUUACUUAUUCAUCUAUUUUUUUUUUUUUUUAAAUCAUUCUCUUUUAGGAAUAAGACCAGUUAGUCAAAUAUUUAAAAUCUUUGAAAGUUUUCUGGCUUCACUAAAAUUAAAUAGAUUUUUGUUUUUCUCUGUGCAUUGUUAUCCAAUGACAGAAGCCCUGCUACACUCUGGGAAUGUCAGCAAAACUACAGAACCAGUGGUUUAAAACUCAUAGCCGCAUAAAUAUAAUAAGAACACAUAAACAUUGAAGUCCCAUGGGAAAGUACGUGGACUUACUGGAAAUGUUCGACCUUGAAAGGGAGCCAGGCCUGCACCUGGACACCAUUAAUUACAGAAGGGAGGUUUUGUCUGACGUAAAUAGACGCCAACAGAAAUCAGCCAUUCCAAAAUAUGUGAUAAGGAGACACUAUUUAAAAAAAAACUUGCUGACUGAAGGAAAAAUAAGCAAAAGAGGGGCGUAGAAAAAACUACGCCUCAUUUAAAAAAGUAUAUAAAGAAAUGUUGAAUGAUCAUUUAUUCAGUCGCUCUGCAGAGCUACUCACUGCUUUGUGACUCUGUGAAGGAGAGUAAAGCUUUCUGGAUUCAUCUUUGCUGGACUCUGGAGAAGAGUUUCAACUUAGACCUGACAAACACAGUUAGAGGUAAGAAAAAGUUAAGCCUACAGAAGCUGGAUCUGAUCUGCAUCUGAUUCAGAGGACAAGAAGAGGAAAAGCAACAACAGUAGGACAGCGGACAGAGCAGGAAGCAGGGUGAGAGUGGAGGGAGUGACGUGCGCAAAAGAAGCCGUGGGCUGGAAGUGAACCUGGGCCAACUGCUUGAGGCAAUCCACUAGGCCAGCGGCGCCCCAAAUGGAGUGCACUAUAUUAAUAAUAUCACACUUACAUAGAGUCUUUUAAAAGAAAGUAGUUAACAUGGAAUAAAAAACUAAAUUUUUCCUUAGUCUGAACGCUUACUUUAGUUUCAAAUUCACUUCUCUCUCUCUAAUGGUCAUAUGUAAAAUCAGUUCACUUUUGAGUGUGCAUGUGUGUGUGUUUGUUUUUCAUAGUGCCUUUGACACCCUGGCCAAAGUUUUCAGCCCCGAGGAUGUGGGACAGAAACUGGCAGAAAAGUCACAGUGUGUCAGUGGAACAACCAUUCAGCUGAUUGGUCGAGACCAGGAGACCCCCAUCAUUGAGGUGGAGGGACCGCUGCUCACUGACAGCCAUGUCAGCUUUAAGGUGCUUCUUGUCAAAGAACUAGUAGCGUCAGUAAUAGCAACGUGCACAUGAAUAUUAAAGGCACAUACUCACAAUAAAAAUUCAAAGCCUUUAUUGAUGAAAAUUUACUACAUUUGAGUCUCAUUUUGUCACAAAGAGUGACACAUUUAUUAUGUAUACAAUUUGACAUAAAAAAAAAAAAUGUUAUUUUUUCUUAUACCUUCAUCUUUUGGAUGUCAUUUAUGAAUUUUCUGUGUUAUUUUUCCCCUAUUUUCUUCUUCUCUGCCUUUUCCUCUCUUUUUUUAGCUGACCAUGCCCAGCCCAAUGCCUGAGUAUCUCAAUGUGCAUUACAUCUGUGAGUCAGCAUCCAGACUUCUCUUCCUCUCCAUGCACUGGGCACGCUCCAUCCCUGCCUUCUCAGCUCUUGGGUGAGGAUACGCUUGAUACAAGAAGUUAGAAACCAUGUGCGGAUACACAAAAAAUAGAAAAUAGAAUUAGCUGAUUACUUGAAAGAAUCUCAGUGUGCAAUACAUUUAAAUCUAAAAGAGAGCAGGAUUAGAUUUUGUUGUUGUUAGGUUAAUUUCAUUCACUCAGGGAACAUGGCUACAUAUCUGAAAGCUCACAUUUAAAUACAGCACGUCUGCCUGUGUGCUCACACUGCUUUUUGUCUCUGCCUUGCCAGUCAGGAGGCACACACUAGUCUAGUGCGUGCCUGCUGGAAUGAGCUGUUCACUCUGGGUCUAGCUCAGUGCGCUCAUGUGAUGAACCUGUCCACUAUCCUCACUGCCAUCGUCAAUCACCUACAGAGCAGCAUCCAGGAUGGUAUGGACCUCAGACCUCGUCAACAUGGCUCAGUAGGGAACACACAUACAAAUAAGGUUGUUCACAUAACAGAGGAAGGGCUGAAGCUACUUUUUCUCUUUACUUCUUCAUCCAUGUGUCAAAAACUAGAUGGCUCCUGAGAGCUAUUAGCUAGAUAUCAAUAAACCGUGAUAUAAAGUUGUUUUUGUGAGCAGCAUUGUUCCACAUCCUAGUAUGACACACAUGAGCUGCAAAGGUGCCAAACUCUUGUUUGUUACUUAGCAAUCCAGAUGAUGUGAUGCGUGACUUUAAACAGAGAUAGCAUGUGUGUUUGUUGUUCAUUAGAGAUAGCGUGAACAACAAAAAAGAAAAUGAUAGAUCUUGAUGUAUCAAAUUGGUCUCUGUUGUCUCUCUUGUAGACAAGCUUUCCGGGGAGAGGGUGAAGCAGGUGAUGGAGCAUAUUUGGAAGUUCCAGGAGUUCUGCAACAGCAUGACAAGGUUGGACACUGACAGCUAUGAAUACGCCUACCUGAAAGCUAUCGUGCUGUUCAGCCCUGGUAAGUCCUACAUGAGUGGACUAUACAUAACCAAUGAAGAACUAUGGGUAUGUUAAAAUGUGGUUUCGACGAUUGACCUGUUUUGGGGUUUUUGGAUUGUGUGUGAUUCAUCAGAUCAUCCAGGUGUAGACAGCAGCGGGCAGAUUGAGAAGUUCCAGGAAAAGGCUUUGAUGGAGCUGCAGGACUACGUGCAGAAAGCCUACCCAGAAGACACCUACAGGUACUCUCACUCCUGUGUUUUAACCAGUCAGCUCCAGCGUUAGAGUAUGUAACAGCUCAAUUUGAAAUAUAUAUCUCAAAGUUAAAUGAUUGACUUUAGCAUGCUUAGAGAGAGAAUCAUUGUGUGUUUGUUUUCCCAGGCUGACCCGCAUCCUGACUCGUCUCCCAGCACUUCGCCUCAUGAACUCCAGCAUUACAGAGGAGCUCUUCUUCACUGGUUUGAUUGGUAACGUCUCCAUUGACAGCAUCAUUCCCUAUAUUCUCAAGAUGGAGACGGCCGAGUACAACAGCCAGGACUCUGACCCUUCAGAAUGACAGCCAAUCACAUUCACACUCCAGCACUCCGAACUUUCAAAUUAAAAGUUAGUGAGGCUCCACCUCGGGUACACCAUUUGUCUCUCAUGGGGUUAACUAUUGAACUUGGGUCCAAAACCUUGUAGAGACCCCUUGUUAUCUGAUGAUGCAUGGUGCAAAGUCAUUCAGGAAUCCUCAGUAGAUAAAAAAAAUCUGGUCAUGGAAACCAGGAUGACACUUCGAAUGUUUUCUGAAGCUCAGGCAGUUCAGUUAUUUUGAGUUUCUGACCUAAACUCAGCAAAAGGAAUCCUCUGCAGCUGCAACUCAUCUCCUUUAUUAUCUUUAAAGCACACCAGGCUAAUCACACACAAACCUUACCUUCUGAACUAAGCCUUUUAGAUCAUUUUAAUCUUAUUAAUGCCUUAUCAUGCUCAAACUAAAUAGGUAAAAGCUUACCUAUUUAAAAACAGUACUUUGAAGGUGCACUGUAAAGCUACAUGCUUGUUUCCCUGUUGUGAAAACGGUGUAUUUGUAUAAAAGGUGUUUUUUCAUCCACGUUGCUCAUGAAACUUCAAUUUUAGUUUUAAGAAACUGAAGUUUCACUUUGAGGGACAUUUGCAGUUAUGUACAAGAACAGACUUAAACAGGAAACCCUUUUCAUCUUCAUACCGAGCAACAUCAGCAUAUCAUUGAGCUGCAACCCAGCUUGUUUUUAACUCAAAAGAGCCAGAAACAUCUGAUUUGAUUCUGUUUUUAAGUUAGUCUUUGAAUUCAUAUUUACAAAGUCAUAUCAGCCAGUAAACCAGUUAAAAUAAUAUGUAUAUUUUUAAUGAAUUACAUCCUAGAGACUUGUAACUUUUAGGGUGUUUAGGUACGCUUCUAUCUAAGUUAUCAUGAGCACAUUGCUAAGAUAACCAGUGCAAUCACCUCAUCACUUUUACCCUUAUGACAAUCAACUCUAUGUUAUUUCCUUUGUCCAAUUUUUUUUUUUUUUUGUUAAGAAUGUUUUGCUCUGCGUUUUCUACGUGAUAUUGUCAACUGCAAUUAUUUCCUGUAAGGAUUUUGAUAAUCUAAAAGAUUUUACUUUCAAAAUGUUACUUUUGUGUAGCAAUGCUACUUUUUGUAUUAUUUGUAUUUGCUCGGUGCACAUCAAAUCAGCUUAUGUGGCAUUCCACCAUUUUCAUGCUGACUAAACCUUUUUUGUUUGUGUGUUUUCUAAUAAGUUUGUUGUGAACAAAUUUGCUUUUUGCAUACUAAGUGUACUUAAAGUACUUUUGGGCAGGUUUCCCUUAUUUGAAAAACAAUCCUGGAAGCUGGUCUUGGUUGUCAUGAAUGUCAUGGAGACCAAAUUAAGAUGUACAUUGACUUACCCAUGUGUAUAGCGAUUUAAAGUGAGCAUCUACGGCAACAUAAAGGCUGAGGGAUGUUAAGACAUGAGCGAGGAUUAUGUCUUGUAAAAUCAAGUUAAUUGUUUUGUUUGGGUUUAAAGCCCACUGAGACUGUUUGUAAAGGCACUGUCUAAAAAAAGGCCUUUGUACGUGUAAUUUCAUAAAAAUGAGUGCAUGUUGUUUCUAAAGGUUUUAUAUACUUGUUGCUUUUUUUCCUUAUAAGGAGCAUUGUUAUCAUUUUUGUGCAUUGAAGUGCAUGAAGAAGUUGCUUAAGUGCAUUUUAUCAAAUGCUGUAUGAAAAGUGUGUUUUUUUAAAUCAAUGUUGUGGCUCUAAAAUAUCCAACAUGAGCAGCUCCCAAAUUAAUGGACAUUAGAUCAAAUAGGAUUAUUUCCAGCAUUGUGGAAUAAGCAGACUGUUUAAAUUAUUUACCUAAUGUACUUCGUUUUUCUGCUCACGUGAACGAUGUUCCCUCUAACACCAUUGAACACCAUCAAACAACUGUCAUGCUCUGCCCACGUUUGUCAUAACCCUACAUUUCUACCUCAGACCGAUAAAGACAUUAAACAAAUGUAUUACAACUGAGCUUCUGUAUCAGCAUUCCAGUCUCUGUGGCUAGCUUCUCUGAAGCCAUCCAUCAUUAAAGGAAUAAACAGUUAAUAGUGAAACGUAA
Molecule: messenger RNA, 10113 nt
Organism: Xyrichtys novacula (pearly razorfish)
Lineage: Eukaryota; Metazoa; Chordata; Actinopteri; Labriformes; Labridae
Source: the annotation of a GenBank genome assembly